GAAGCAGGAAGUAUAAAUGAUUGUUGGGACAACCAGGAGCCGCCUGCACUCUCUACGUGCAGCAAUGCCAGUAUCUUCCGAAGGAUAAAUGCCAUACUGGACAAUUCGCUGGAUUUCAGUCAAGUCUGCACGACACCUGUAAACCGAAGAAUUCAUGAUCAUUUGCCAGCAGACUUCCAGGACUCCGAAGAAGCAGUUCCGAGCAAGAUGCUCUUCCCCACCUCUGCGCAAGAACCUUCCCAUGGCCUCCCAGAUGCAAAUGACUUGUGCCUUGGCCUGCAGUCCCUCAGUCUGACGGGCUGGGACCGGCCCUGGAGCACGGACACAGACUCCUCAGCCCAGAGCAGUACACACCCGGUGUUGAGCAUGCUUCAUAAUCCAUUGGGAAAUGUCCUAGGAAAAAAUCCCUUGAGCUUCCUGCCUCUGGAUCCCCUUGGGCCUGACCUGGACAAGUUUCCAGCACCUUCUGUUAGAGGACCCCGCUUGGACACCCGGCCCAUCCUGGACUCCCGUUCUAGCAGCCCCUCUGACUCAGACACAAGCGGCUUCAGCUCUGGAUCGGACCAUCUCUCAGACUUGAUUUCGAGCCUUCGCAUUUCCCCUCCUCUGCCCUUCCUAUCCUUGGCCGGGGGCAGUUCCCGGGACGCUCUGAAGACGGGCGUGGGGUCUCGGAUGGACCAGGAGCCGGCCACUCUCGCUGCAGUCGCCCCCUCCCCAGCCAGUGCUUCCAAGAGAUGCUGGCCAGGAGCAUCUGUGUGGCCGUCCUGGCACCUCCUGAAGGCGCCCAAAGACCCCUUCAGCAUAGAGCGAGAGGCCAGGCUGCACCGGCAAGCUGCAGCUGUGAAUGAAGCCACCUGCACCUGGAGUGGCCAGCUUCCCCCCCGGAGCUACAAGAACCCCAUCUACUCGUGCAAGGUGUUCCUGGGAGGCGUCCCCUGGGACAUUACGGAAGCUGGGUUGGUUAACACCUUCCGUGUGUUUGGCUCUCUGAGUGUGGAGUGGCCUGGUAAGGAUGGCAAGCACCCCCGGUGCCCUCCCAAAGGUAAUGUGCCUAAAGGAUAUGUGUACCUGGUGUUCGAGCUCGAGAAGUCUGUGCGGGCCUUGCUUCAGGCUUGCUCUCACGACCCUCUCAGCCCAGACGGCCUGAGUGAAUAUUACUUCAAAAUGUCCAGCCGGCGGAUGCGCUGUAAGGAGGUGCAGGUGAUCCCCUGGGUCCUGGCUGACAGCAACUUCGUCCGGAGCCCGUCCCAGAGGCUGGACCCCAGCAGGACGGUGUUCGUGGGUGCCCUGCACGGGAUGCUCAAUGCCGAGGCCCUGGCUGCCAUCUUGAAUGACCUGUUUGGUGGAGUGGUGUAUGCUGGGAUUGACACUGAUAAGCACAAGUACCCCAUUGGCUCUGGUCGUGUGACGUUCAGUAACCAGCGCAGUUACCUGAAAGCCGUCAGUGCCGCUUUUGUGGAGAUCAAAACCACCAAGUUCACCAAGAAGGUCCAGAUUGACCCCUAUCUAGAGGACUCUCUUUGUCACAUCUGCAGCUCUCAGCCUGGUCCUUUUUUCUGUCGUGAUCAGGUCUGCUUCAAGUACUUCUGUCGGAGCUGCUGGCACUGGCGGCACAGCACGGAGGGCUUGCGCCACCACAGCCCGCUGAUGCGGAAUCAGAAGAAUCGGGAGGCCAGCUAGAGGAGCUGGCCUCUGGCAGAGCCGGGGCGCGGCGGCUGGCGGGUCGGCCGCAGUCCCUAGCCACUGGCGACCAGGGGGCCGGCUUCUCCGGGACAAGGGAAAAUUGUAGUCACCUUUGCACUUGCUGAGUCUGUCUUUGUUUCUGCACUAAUCGAUGCACAGUGAGUUUUGUCGGGCUUUGUUUUCAGGGCGUGCGCCAUGGCAGGCAUCCUCUGGCUCACCCCAAGCGACUCCAUCCUUCUCCUAGAUUUCAGUUCCUCAUUUUGCAUAUGAGAAGCAAAAAAAAAAAAA
This is a messenger RNA of Dipodomys ordii (Ord's kangaroo rat), 1971 nucleotides long. It is a transcript of the gene Cpeb1, whose product is annotated as cytoplasmic polyadenylation element binding protein 1. Lineage: Eukaryota; Metazoa; Chordata; Mammalia; Rodentia; Heteromyidae. The record is from RefSeq and is a predicted model, not a curated record. Gene Ontology annotation, biological process: negative regulation of cytoplasmic translation. Gene Ontology annotation, cellular component: cytoplasm; neuron projection; synapse. Bases 208 to 1680 code for a protein of 490 amino acids. Gene Ontology annotation, molecular function: ribosome binding; translation factor activity, RNA binding; mRNA regulatory element binding translation repressor activity. The transcript is spliced from 11 exons.